This is a messenger RNA of Corticium candelabrum, 846 nucleotides long. RefSeq names its product ficolin-2-like. The record is from RefSeq and is a predicted model, not a curated record. Lineage: Eukaryota; Metazoa; Porifera; Homoscleromorpha; Homosclerophorida; Plakinidae. The transcript is spliced from 2 exons.
AUGGUGGGAAUGAAAAGAGAGAAAGGAGACUGCGGAAAAGCAGGUCCGCCUGGAAGAAAAGCAAGUACACCAAGAAAGAAAUUAAAGAGUUAUACAAGUUGUCAAGAGGUUAAACAGCUAGGCAAACUACUGAGUGGCGUGUACACUUUGGAUGUUGGAGAUAGAUUGGACUCGUUUCAAGUGUACUGUGAUAUGUCGACAGACGGUGGUGGCUGGACAGUGUUUCAGAGACGACAGGACGGUCCUGUCGACUUCUACCGCGGAUGGUCUGACUACAAAAACGGAUUUGGAUACUUGAACGGAGAAUUCUGGUUGGGAUUAGACAAAAUACACAGACUGACAAAGCAGGCACAGAUUCUUCGAGUAGAUCUAAUGAAUUUCAGUGGCCGUCGAGUACAUGCUGACUACAGAAGGUUUCAGGUAAGUGAUGAGUCGAGUAACUACACUCUGACCUGCACAUCAUAGAGUGGAAACUCCUGUAAUACAUUGUUUUUGCACAAUGGAAUGGCCUUUACGACUAAAGACAACGACAAUGACAAGUGGAGUGCCAACUGUGCCACUAGCUAUAAAGGAACUUGGUGGUACAGUAGCUGUUAUCAUUCUAACUUGAAUGGUCUCUACUUUAAAAAUGAAAAUUCUAUUAACACCAGUGGAAUCGUUUGGAAUACUUGGCAGCACGGAAUUCCUUUCAAAUUUACAGAAAUGAAAUUGCGUGUUAGUUUGUAAAUGACAUCUACUGCUACUUAUAAGAAAGAUUGAUAUUAGCAGAGAACGCACGAUACUGUAAGUCGAGUUGCAGUAGCAGCAGAUAAAAUAAAAGUUUGUUUGUGUUUGCGCCUGCUACAA